AUGAUUACGUCAGAAAUCCAUACUACUAAUACAUUAAGUGAUAAUGUAGAUGAUCUAUACCUUGAGACACAUCUUCUACCAGGAGUAGAAAUAAAAAUUAAAGAUGGUGAUCUUAUACUAACAGAAAAUUGUGCCAAGAUGUUAGGAGACUCCAUAUCAUUUGACACACUUGAUUUUAUUUUUACAAUAAAAUAUCAAAAAUGUGAUAAUGGUAAUGAUGGAAUGAUUUUAACAGGAUCAUCAAAAAUAUCAAAUUAUGAAAUUGUUAAUAAAAUUUUAAUUAAAGUUAGAUCAUUCAAUAGUGAUGGAAGUAUCUAUAAAGAUCAUACAUGUAUGUGUCUUGUUGGAACAGGAUGUGAACCAUUCUUGAUGGAAUUUUGUCAAAAUUUGAUUUUUAGUAGAAAUUUGCAUCUAAAUAUUGAAAUAAUUUAUAAAACUAUAGAAGAACUACCUGAUUUUAAGUAUGGAGAUUUAAAACUUGAAUUUAAUGAUGGAUCUUGUCUUUUUUUAUAUAAAAAUUUUAUUUCACAAAAUUCUACUAUCAUUCGAGAAAUGUUGAAGGAUAAGAUAAAUGAACAAGACAUUGUUGUAUUAAAGAUUGAUGAACCAUCUUGUGAGGAUUUCAAAGAAAUGCUUUAUUAUAUAUAUUCACCAACUCGUUCUAUAGGAAAUUCUUUUACAAGGAUUGCAAAAAUUUCAGUGAAAUAUAAAGUUACAUCACUUUGUCAUAAACUUUCUAUUUACUUAGCUGAAAUUGAAGGAUGUAAAUGGAUAGAUAAAAUUGAAAAAGCAAUACAACUUGAACUUUAUGAAGCUGUUGUAAUGUUAUCAAAGGCAGCUUUAUAUACAGGUAUCUGGGAUACAAUGAUAUACCAAUCUUUUGAUCCAGUAAAACAUUUUGGAGAUGAAAUAUAUCAAAAACUAAUAAAACCAAGUAUUGAAAAUGCAAAAAAAAAUGAAUGGACAUUAUUUUAG
Messenger RNA from Strongyloides ratti, 975 nucleotides. RefSeq names its product BTB/POZ-like domain and BTB/POZ fold domain and BTB/POZ domain-containing protein. The record is from RefSeq and is a predicted model, not a curated record. The coding region runs from base 1 to 975 and encodes 324 amino acids. NCBI's taxonomy places the organism in Eukaryota, Metazoa, Nematoda, Chromadorea, Rhabditida, Strongyloididae. The transcript has a single exon. Gene Ontology annotation, molecular function: protein binding.